Messenger RNA from Phasianus colchicus (ring-necked pheasant), 5513 nucleotides. It is a transcript of the gene STK17A, whose product is annotated as serine/threonine kinase 17a. Gene Ontology annotation, molecular function: protein serine/threonine kinase activity; ATP binding. Gene Ontology annotation, cellular component: nucleus. Lineage: Eukaryota; Metazoa; Chordata; Aves; Galliformes; Phasianidae. Gene Ontology annotation, biological process: intracellular signal transduction; positive regulation of apoptotic process; protein phosphorylation. The record is from RefSeq and is a predicted model, not a curated record.
GGCCGCCGCGCCGGGCACCGCGAUGGCGAAGAAGCGGUUUUCCGUUCACGAAGACGAGGUGAAAUGCGGCAGGGUGUGCUGCGGGAUGAGCUCUCUUUCUUAGGCGCCGGCCGUGCGGCGGGGCUGACCGUGGCACACCGCCUGCUGCCCUACGGCGCUCGGCCCCGCCGCUCGGUGCGGUGCGCGGGAGGCUGAGCUCGGUUCGGAUCGAAGCUCGGCGGCUCUCAGAAACUCUGCCGCUCUGCCCUGAAGUAAGGGCUUGCGCUGGGAGCUGGGCGGCCGUUGGCCCAACUGAAGGAUUGGCGAGGGUUCCUUCUGGCGCACACCGGCACGAGUGGGGUGAGCGCUUCUGUACUGUGAGCAAGGAUGCAGGCAGCAAACCCUGAGCAAGAGUUGUGGCGACGUUUGUGUGGGGUCACCGGUGGCCGGAGCUGUACUUAGAGAGGAAAAUUUGCAGUGGUGAAGAAAUGUAUCCAAAAAGACACUGAAAGAGAGUUUGCAGCAAAAUUCAUGAGAAAAAGAAGAAAGGGCCAAGACUGUCGGAUGGAAAUAAUCCAUGAAAUUGCAGUCCUUGAAUUGGCACAAUGCAACCUUUGGGUCAUUAACUUGCAUGAAGUUUAUGAAACUGCAACGGAGAUGAUUUUAGUCCUGGAAUAUGCUGCUGGAGGUGAAAUCUUUGACCAGUGUGUUGCUGAAAGAGAGGAGGCCUUCAAAGAGAAAGAUGUGAAACGACUUAUGAAGCAGAUCUUAGAAGGAGUUUCAUUCUUGCACAGAAACAAUGUUGUUCAUCUUGACUUGAAGCCACAAAAUAUUCUACUAACCAGUAAGUCUCCACUGGGAGACAUAAAGAUAGUGGAUUUUGGCCUUUCCAGGAUAGUGAAGAGCAGUGAGGAAUUAAGAGAAAUUAUGGGAACUCCAGAAUAUGUAGCUCCUGAAAUUCUGAGUUAUGACCCAAUCAGUACAGCAACUGAUAUGUGGAGCAUUGGAGUACUGGCAUAUAUUAUGCUAACAGGGAUAUCACCCUUCUUAGGAGAUGAUAAACAAGAAACAUUCUUGAAUAUAUCUCAAAUGAAUGUAAGUUACUCUGGAGAAGACUUUGAUCUCAUAUCAGAGUCUGCUGUGGAUUUCAUGAAAACUUUGCUGGUGAAGAAACCUGAGGAACGGGCAACUGCUGAAGAAUGUCUCCAGCACCCCUGGUUAGAACAAAGUGAUGAACCUACUUGCAGGGCCUGGAGUAAGAGUGCAGGAGGGGAGAGCGGUGAUGUCAUCCAGAAAAAUGCAGAUUCUGCCUCUGAAAAACCUGUAGAUGUUGAGAAAGCUGAAGAAGAAGAAUCAAUGAUGACAGAAGAGCUCAUUGUAGUAGCUUCAUAUACACUGGGACAAUGUAGGCAGUCAGAAAAAGAAAAAGCAACUGAGCAGAAAGCCAUUUCCAAACGAUUUAAGUUUGAGGAACCAUUGCUGCAAGAAAUACCAGGAGAAUUCAUUUAUUGAACUAUGUGUUACUUCAUAGCAGUGUUUUCUACUAAACAAAAGUAUCCUAGCCAAGGGAAUCUCUGAUAUGCAAUGAAUGUUCUAGAUAAAAGAAAAUGUUGAUAGGUGGCAUCUAAGGAGAAUGUGCCAAGCUUUUAAUUUCAUGGAAGAAAUAAACAAGAUUUCAAGUGGCUGGCAGGAAUUUAACAAAGAUGAAAGCUUAUUUUUUGUUUGUAAUUUUUAUUUCUGUUUUUUUUUUUUCUUUUUGCCUUUGGAUAGCAGACAAAUUCUGUUAAUUGCUCUGAUGCUCUGGAGAAGUUGGCAUAAGAAGAGUUUCAGUGGCAGAUGUCAAGAGAAGUAUAUUUUAAGAUACAUUUUGUCAUGCAAUGCAAAUAUAUAAUGCUGGGUUUUCCUCAAAUAUUUCUUAGCACUCCUGACUUCAGUGGAUGUAUCUACUGAUCUAAAAAAUGCAUGAGAUAAUUUGACUGGUUUGACAGAUUUCAAAACUACAGUAUGUAUGUAUUUACAUUUUCAUCCUAUCCAAAGACUUGGAUUUAAUGUAUAGUUAAAUAGUGAGCUAGGUUUCUCUAGCAAACAAUGCACAUGUCCCACAGGUAAAGACCAUUUUAUCAGUAGACAAUUCCAGAAACAGCAGUGUCUUUGGGAGCGCAGUAAAGUUCUGCUCUGGAGAGUGCUAAGUCUCCCAAGGCAGUCUCUUGAUAACCCACAGACUGUUGCUCCCUCUGUCUCCUAUUUUGGGCCAGGUGCACCAACAGAACCCAGCUCAAUGUGUCUGCACAUUGCUGAUGAGUGGGCAACAAAGAAAGUGACCGGGUCAUUUGCAGCAGUUAUUGAAGUUCUCACUCCUUGCUUCAACUUUUUAGUUCAGGCAGUUUGUCCAUCUAAUGGUAAGCCAGCCCUUAAUUCUGCCCCCACUUCCCUGCCCUCCCAAACCCAACUGAAGUUUUACUGGGAGCUGGAGGUCAUUGCUGCCUUCUUUUUGUUCUGUUCUAACUGCUGCUUUAGAAAGAAAGAAGCAUCCAUAGGCUAAAUUGCAUAACCUUUUUCAGUGUAGCUGUCAGAUGAGGAAGAAAAUGCUAUAACCUCUGAAACAAUGAAGCACAACUCAUACCUCGUGCUUCCUAAUCACUCCCCCUUAGACAUUUGGAAAAACCAUAUGUAUGUGAUGGGGCGGAGUUGGGUUAGGAGCAGUAUGGAUGGGUCAUAGUUCUCAGUGGACACAGUCCCUCACAGAAUAAAACCAGGACUAACCAGGCAUCAGAAUUGACUGGUUUUUGCAAUGUAUGGAUAUCUGAGGUUCUUGGACUGAGUCUUGGUUUUCUUAGAAAUCUUUCAUAUUGAUGCUGUUCCAAAGUUUAAUUUUUAUGUAAUUGAAAUUUAGUGAUUAUUAUAUUGCAUACUGUUAACCAUUCAACUAUUUAUUUGGUUUCCAUGUGCCAUUCCUUUAUAAUAAACUCUGACAAAAGUUUUCUUGCUGUAAAACAAUGAAUAGACACUCUUAAGAUAGCGUUUGGUUUUUUUUUUUUGUUUUGUUUUUUUCUUCCUUGCUGCUGCAAACUUUCUCAUUUCAAAUGCACUGGGAAUGUCCUAACUAUAGGGAGCAGGAGAUUCAGCACUCUGUUGUUACCGUUUGUUAGUUACACAAAAUUAAAGCAGCUUAUUAGUAACAUAGACAGUGGUGCUGUGAUGUGGUUGCUUGUAAGGGUGGAGGGGAGAAAGCACUAGGGAAGAAGAAAUCUGAAUGAAAAGCACUGUAACACUGAAUGGGGCAAUGUGAAUUUUUCCAUAAUGUUUCACUGGCGGGGGUCUGAUUGCAACCACUUGAAGGCACAUCAAAAAAAUAGCACCUAAGCUAAACUGUCCUGUCAGGCCUCAUCUUCUGUGGAGCUGCACAUUGAGUGUUCGUGUAGGAGAAGCACCAUCUUGCUCCUUUAAGACCUUUAUGUAGGGAAGCAUCCAGAAGUCCUUGAGUGAUUGAGGGCAUGUAAUGCAGAGAUGCCUUUCAUACUCCGUAGAAAUUAGACAUUUGCUUUUUUUUUUUUUUUUUGUUCUCCUUGUAUUGAAAAGCUAUCAUGCAAGGUUUUCUUUGAUUUCUGGGGCUGGCAAUUAGUAGAAGUUGAAUACAAAUCUUUAGGCUAAUGGAGCACUUAUGUUAUCUGGGCAAAUCUAGUAGAGAAUGGCAGCUGCACUGCUGCAUGUUGCUGACCCUCCCUGCAAUGCUGAUCUUUAAGACAGAAAGUGCUCUUCGUUUCUUUUACAGUUCAGUCAUUUGCCCAAGGCUACUUGUCUGGGGGACAUUAACUUCUGCAAUCCACCUGUGAAUCUUCCAGUGUUCUUCAGUGCAACUUUGAUUUUCUUCACAUUUGUAUUUUCUUGCUCUUAUAAAGUUUGAGUAAGGCACUGAGAGUGAAGCAUGGUCACGUUCCAGCCUUAGAAAACUAACUUAUGUUGCCAUAUCUGCAUACCUAAAUGUGUAAUAAUUCAUGAUUGCUCACAGCAAAUUGUUUAAGGGCCCUAUAAGCAAUUUCAAUUUCUCUUGUGACCACAGAUCCUGUCUCAGCCGGGAAUAGGGAUUUGUACUAAGAACUGAUGUUGAGCAGCAUUUAUUUGCCCUGUAUUUGCUGUUAUUGACAAAGAAGCUUAAUAUAUAUAAAUGAAAUACGUGCUUCUACAAGGCCAGCUUCUUUUAAAUUGGCUCCUUUGAGACCUCCAGUGGGCUGCAUUUCUUGUUUAUCAUUUUGUGCUUUUGUACAGUGUUUUUAGCAUCAUUAAGAAUUUCUAUGAAGUUGGGGAAGUUUAAUAGUAUAAGCAAAGCAUUUGAGAUAGCCCUACAGUAGGAAAAUUUCUCUAAUAUAUAAUGUAAGACUGCCAGCCGCUCCCACACAGUUGAAGUGAUUUCCAUUCUUCUCUAAGCUGGAUAAGGCUGUGAGCGAGGCACACCUUCCCUACAGUGUAGGGAGUACAAGUGGGUUACUGAGGCUAAUUUCUUUAAGAAACUUACUGAUGAGGCAACAUGUUCAGACAGAGCAAAUCAAAUAAAUGCUUGUUCGGAAGAGCAGACAGUCUGCAGAUCCUGGAACUGGAUGGCUGCAUGUGCAUGUGGUUCCUCAGGAAAAAAGCUGCUUAUGCUGUGAAGUACUGGUGGGAGAGAUGGAGAAAGGAGUCAGCUCCUUGGCCCUUGUUCUUUGUUCCAGUCUGCUCUCCAGAUCUCCAGACAUUGUUCCUGGGCAGCAGUGUGGGAGUUGCCUUAGCAAUGCUGGGAGCACGACUGCUGUGUGCUUGGAUGCAGGAAGGUGGAAGAAGUGGAAGAGAAGUACAGGUGCUCCUGUAUAUGACUGGAGAACUGUCCUUUCUAUCGUUAAGAUGUGAGAGGUGUGAGCUGUCUACGUGCUGCAGGAGUGGGGCUGAAGUGUGCAGGUCUGUCCCCUUUGCAGCUGUUGGAAGAAAACGGCAUGUUGGGUUGAAAGCAGAGCUUUUUGUCUUUACUCAUUGCUUUGUUCACCACUGAGAAAGAGACUAUAAUUUAUUGUCAUAAAUCUUCUGUAAAACUUUUUUUGUUAUUGUUGUCCGGAGUAGAAUUUUUUGCCAUUUGUUUCAUUUCUUUCACUCUUCAAUUGGGGGAUCCAAUGCACCAAACACAAAUUCCAACCUGUGAUCUACCAGGUAAAUCUUGACAGCUGUCAGCAAAUGCCCUUUCUCCACUCCACUGGUGAUGCUGGCAGGAGACAGGGAGAAAGAUGAGCCUCACACUACUGGGUUCCACGGCAAGUCAGCAUUUACUGAUUUCCAAUGGACUUGCAGAAGGUAUGCAAGCUUCUUCUGCAGAACUGAAUAUUACUGGAAUCAAUGUUAAAGCUCAAGUAUAGUAUUGCAUUACAAGCUACUACAACUUAAACUCUUCUCUGCUUGGUGCUUGCGCUUGGCUUUAGUUAAGAAGCAAAAGUACAUUACAUUGCUGGAACUGGAUUAUAGUAUGUCAUAUGGAGACUCCUGUUCAAAUAAAUGCCCUAGUUGUUCUCUGA